Molecule: messenger RNA, 1599 nt
Organism: Leptosomus discolor (cuckoo roller)
Lineage: Eukaryota; Metazoa; Chordata; Aves; Leptosomiformes; Leptosomidae
Source: RefSeq, a predicted model, not a curated record
AUCCUCUGCUGCCUGUGGUUACGGCUUCACACUGCUGUCCUCUAAAACCACAGACAUCACCAAAGUGUGGGGCAUGGGGCUGAACAAGGAUUCCCAGCUUGGAUUCCAGAGAAGCAGAAGAGAUCGAACUAAGGGCUAUGAAUAUGUCUUGGAACCAUCUCCAAUUCCAUUACCCCUGGAGAAGCCGCAGCAGACUCGAGUCUUGCAGGUGUCCUGUGGGAGAGCCCAUUCCCUGAUCCUGACAGACAGUGAAGGAGUUUUCACAAUGGGGAACAAUUCUUACGGACAGUGUGGCCGGAAGAUUGUUGAAGAUGAAACUUACAGUGAAAGCCAUCUAAUUCAUCAGCUGAAGGAGUUUGACAGCAGAGUCGUCCAGGUUGUGUGUGGGCAGGACCACAGUCUGUUCAGAACCAAGAAAGGGGCAGUCUAUGCGUGCGGCUGGGGAGCUGAUGGACAGACAGGUCUUGGACACUACAACAUCACCAGUGUUCCGACUAAGCUACGUGGUGACAUUGCCGGAGUAAACAUUAUCCAGGUCUCUUCUUACGGGGACUGUUGUCUGGCUGUUUCGGAUGAAGGAGACGUCUUUGGUUGGGGAAACUCAGAAUACUGGCAGUUGGCAUCUGUCACAGAAACCACACAGGUGAAUGUUCCCAGGCAUUUGCCAUUCAAGAUUGGGAAGAUAAAGGAGGCUGCGUGUGGAGGGACUGGCAAUAUUGUGCUAACGGAAGAAGGAAAUGUUUUUGUCUGGGGAUAUGGAAUUCUUGGGAAAGGACCAAACCUAAUAGAGACAGCAGUGCCAGAGAUGAUCCCACCCAGCCUUUUUGGCUGGUCAGACUUGAAUCCGGACAUCCGUGUUGCUCACGUUCGCUGUGGACUCAGCCAAUUUGCGGCACUUACAAACAGAGGAGAACUGUUUGUGUGGGGCAAGAAUCUAAGAGGGUGCCUGGGAACUGGAAGACUGGAAGACCAGUAUUUCCCGUGGAGGGUGACUGUGCCCGGUGAGGUGGUGGAUGUUGCGUGCGGAGUUGAUCAUAUGGUAAGCAUGGUUAAGUCUUUUACCUAGUCCUGUUGCUGGGCCUCAGCACUGUGCUAAGAAGAUGGGGGCACUUGGUGACAAGCUUCUUGGAAAGGAAGACCCAUCCUGUGAAGCCAUGCAAGAAGUGACUGUGAGCAGAGACAGCCGUGGCAGCGCCAGGGUGUGUUGUCAUCUCUGCGUCGUUGGAACACUCCAGCCUGGCUGUGGGAAGGAAGGAACGUUUCCUGAGGAGAGUGGAAAUGCAGGGAGUGCUCUGGCUGGUUCCUGGUGAGCUCCCAAAGAGUCUGAGGCCCGGCCCACAGCUGGUGAGUCCUGCCAUGUCUGAGGAUGAAGAGCAUCUCCCGCGGGGACGGCUGGCACAAGAUGAAAUCUGUAGCACAGGACGUUCAUUUAUGGACACUUUCCCUGUCACCAGCGCUGGCCUGUCAGUGUUGGGCUGAGCCAAACUAUUUCUCAGGGGAAAGGGUUUUUUUAUAACUACUUUUUUACAUGGAAGAAAAAUCAUGCUGGCUGUCAGAGUCCAGCGCAGCUGUCCUGUCCUCCCUGUCCGCCACCAGCUG